Molecule: messenger RNA, 1143 nt
Organism: Mycena citricolor
Lineage: Eukaryota; Fungi; Basidiomycota; Agaricomycetes; Agaricales; Mycenaceae
Source: the annotation of a GenBank genome assembly
GUGUGACCGCCGAUACACCGGCACGCCAGAAGAGGAAGCCAUCAAUCGGCGUUUGCCGUAAGUGUUUAACAUUUGGCUCUUGCCCCUUCCACGAAAGACAUGCCUGAGCUACCUGAAGUCGAAAGAGCGAAAAAUUUGAUCAACCGCGUCGCGAAGGGCAAGGUUAUCCAAAAGGUUGAGGCUGUCGAAGACACCAUCGUGUUCACUGGAACGACUUUCGAAGAAUUUACACCACGUCCAGCCCCGGAACCUGUGUUGAAUCGAGAUUGCACAGGCAAGGUCUUCUAUGUUGAUCUGUCUGGUCCUGGGAGAAUGCCUGUGCUCCACUUCGGAAUGACCGGCAUGCUGCAGGUGCAAGGAGAACUCGCUGAAUAUUACAGAGAAACUCCCAAGACAGCGUCAACUGACUGGCCGCCACGGUUUAUGAAGGCACGUCUAAACUCCACAUGGCAGGUUGUUGACGCAAUCUUUAAUGCUAGAAGGCUGGGCCGCAUCCGUCUUUGUAAAUCACCCCUUGAAGAGCCUCCAAUAUCGGAAUUGGGAUUCGACCCCAUUCUUUCUAUGCCACCGCUCGAAGAGUUCAGUGUUCUAGUUCUGAAGCGGACCUGUCCCAUCAAGGCACUGCUUUUGGACCAGUCUUUCAGCGCCGGUGUUGGCAAUUGGGUUGCGGACGAGAUUCUCUAUCACUCACGAAUUCAUCCGGAGCAACGUGCAAACACGCUGACCAACGGGCAGCUGGAAGCCUUGCACCAUCAGACGUCGCAUGUUUGCCUCACUGCAGUCGCCGUUGAUGCUGAUUCCAGCAAAUUUCCUGAAAACUGGCUCUUCACCCAUCGCUGGGGCAAGGGAAAGAAGACUCAACACAAUCUCAAGCUACCCACAGGCGGACCGGCUACCAUCAAAUGGAUUACAGUGGGUGGGCGAACAUCCGCUUUCGUGCUCGAGCUGCAGGAGCUCGCAGGACCUACGACCAGAACGCCCCGCAGAAAGCGGGAUGCCAAGGAAGAUGAAGGCGACCACCGCGAUCUGGUCGAGCCCGAGUGUGACGCAUCUCCUCCUAUCAAAAGACAAAAAGUAUGCUUCCUUCCCUCAUGGACCAUGUCUAACGUGAGAUUAGUCAUCGAGAAUCCAGAGCAAAAAUAA